AUGAUUAUCCUACUAUUCCUCUUCAAUCUGAUAACAUCAAUCCUGAGUCAAAAUCUCUACGGACCAUCCCAGCUAGAUUUAUACUGGCGACUUUUGCGAUCUCAAAAUCUUGGAGGUGUAGGUCUCCUCCCAAACAUUGAUAACCAAAUCAAAGUGAUCGAAAAACAACAAUUCCUAUCUGGUUUACCACCAUUGCCGAUGACUCAUGAAGAAAUGAUUCAUGUUUUGACAACUGAAGCGCCAACAACUACACCAAGACCGACUGCUAGACCAACUUCACCGCCUCCGGCACAUGAUCCGUUUGUUUUGAAUAAUGAACCGGAGAAUCCACCGAUUCCUGAGGAAAGGUUAGUUGUUUUGGGCUUCAAGGAAAGUUAUCUUAACUCUUCAAAACCCUGGGAUAAACCUAGAACGCCUAUGUGACUUUCUGAAUCAUUCAGAAAGCUCAGAACAUUUCUGAACCCUUCGAGGAUUCAUUGAUUUUCCAGAAUCGGUGGAACCUUUGACGUCGAUGGAAAUUUCGUGUCCAACGUUCCAGUUGUUAAAAAAUCAUUGGCUCGCGGAGCCCGGAAUUAUCGAUUGAGUGACACUGCAAAUGAGCAGAAAUAUGGUUAUCAGGCACAAUUUCAUAAUCCAAUUCAUGUGAGUUUUUUCUAUUAUAUUUUUUCUGGGUUACUGUAGCUGAAUAUUUUCUAAAAAUCACAGGUUCCAUCAAAAUUUCACAAUAUUUUUGAAUUUUUGCAGUUUCAAUACCAGAAGAUUUCGGAAUUUUGUUUAAAAUCGCUUAGCUUCUCAAAAUUCUUGAAAAUUUGAAAAAUUGUUCUGGUCCCUAAUUUUUCAUUUGCAUUGCUCAUAUUAGUCUUUGAAAAGUUCCAGAGUUCAAAAAAACUCCAAAAUAUUUUCCAAAACCAAAUUUUCAAUUAUCAUUGCUCAUAUUAACACAAAAAUUUUCAGAAAACCGCUCAAAAUCGAUUCAUCCCAACAGCAACACGUUCACCACUUCCACAGCGAUCCACCUAUCCACCAAUGAUUUUCCGCGCCAAACCACAACCCACAAAUCGUGACGCAUAUUUGAAUAAUCUACUUCUGGAAAUCGAAGAAUACGAUGAUUUUUUGGACCAAGUCAAUCAAUUUAAGGGGCGUUAUCCUGGUGCAAAUGUUCCGAAUCCUUAUCGAAAUCUUCCGGAUGGCAAAUUGCCCGCUUUGAGUCAACAAUACAAAAAAUGA
Caenorhabditis angaria is the source of this 1227-nucleotide messenger RNA. NCBI's taxonomy places the organism in Eukaryota, Metazoa, Nematoda, Chromadorea, Rhabditida, Rhabditidae. The record is from the annotation of a GenBank genome assembly.